GUUUUCCGAAUAAUUUCCGCCGAAGAGUUUCCAGCGGCCGGUGCCCGGUAAAACAGUUCGGGCCGGACAAAAAGUGGGGAGCGGAUAAAGGUCGGCACACGGUCGCCGUCCGUUCAGUCGUCGUUCGUACGAUGGAGAUCGACAAGAGAGUACGAUGCGGGGAGCACAUCCUCAGGUUCGAGGACGAGGCCGACCCCGGGGAAUGGUUCCUCGAGAAGUCAAGGAUCGAACUCAGAGAAACGCCUGAAAUCAGGGAAAAAGCCAUGGAGGAAUUUAGAAAAAAAAUCACCGAGAUGGACAACAUCGUAUUUCCAAUUGAUGAUGAAACCUCCGUUCUGUCAUUUCUAAGAGCUUGCAAAUUUUACCCUGACAGUGCCUUCGAUAAACUUAUCAAAUUUUUCAACUUUAGAGCAAAAAAUCCGAAAUACUGUGAAAACCUAUCCGCCGUGAAAGAUGUCAAUGUUUUUAAGCACAGCAUCUUCACGAUUAUGCCGUACAGAGACCAGCACGGAAGAAGGAUUCUUCUUGUUGAAAUAGGAAAGAAGUGGAACACAAAAGAAGUAUCGCUCGUCGAAAUAAUCCGAGGGGUCAUGCUUGUGGUCAGCGCAGCCCUAAUUGAGCCAAAAACACAGAUUGCAGGUGCCAAUGUCAUUAUCGAUUUAGAAGGCCUCUCACUAAGUCAUGUCUGGCAGUUCUCGCCUGGCUUUGCCAAAAUGUUGCUUGAAUGGGUCCAGGAAGCCCUUCCUUGCAGAAUUAAAUCAGUGCACAUAGUUAACCAGCCUUACAUAUUUAAUAUGUUGUUUUCUAUAUUCAAACCGUUCAUUAACGAAAAGUUGAGAAAUAGGAUAUACUUUCAUGGCGAUAAUAAAACUUCACUCAUCGAGCAUAUCGAUGCAAAAUUUGUCCCUACACAGUAUGGAGGUGAUAUGGUACUUGAAACAAACUACGGAAUGGAAAUACACAAACUUCUUUACCAAUAUGAAUGGAAAAUACAAGAGGCCAACACCUACAGGAUUAUAAAUGAUAAAAAACAGUCCAAAAAAUAAUCCGUUUAUUAUAACAAUAAAACAAAUAAAAUAAUUUAAGGGUAUUGUGUGUGCUCAGUUUGUAUUGAAAGAAUUGUGUUUAAUUAAACCAUUGUACUUGAAAUAAAGAUGUAAAAGGACAGGCAGACAUUUGUAAUUUCUUAAUUCAGUAUAAACAAGAAUGUAAAAACAUGAUGUAAAUAUUAUUUUGCAAAUUGUUACUAUUUAUGAAGACUAUUUAUGCAGUGUAGUGAAUUAUUGUUUAUAAAAGGUGUACAUAGCUGUUUAGUAAUUUAAAUAAAGCUUUAGAAAAAUAAA
Molecule: messenger RNA, 1343 nt
Organism: Cimex lectularius (bed bug)
Lineage: Eukaryota; Metazoa; Arthropoda; Insecta; Hemiptera; Cimicidae
Product: clavesin-1-like
Exons: 7
Coding region: 132-1046 (304 amino acids)
Cellular component (GO): membrane
Molecular function (GO): phosphatidylinositol bisphosphate binding
Source: RefSeq, a predicted model, not a curated record